GUGAAGUGACUUCAAAUGCAGGGAGGGCUCUGUGAGCAAACCCUCACUGGCUGCCGUUUAUAAGAGGGAGGGAACAGUCCAUCUCUGCAAUUCUGACGAGGUUGGAAGUGGCUUGCUGUGGACUUGUUUCUUUACACAUAAGCAGACGUGCGCAGGAACCUUGAGGACAACAUGAAGAGUCUUCUGCUGGUCUUUGUCGUCGUCCUCUGUCAACAGGCAACGUUCCAAAAACAAGAGAUAAACAGCCCUGACCUGGAGAACUUAAGCUUUACUGGGCAUGUCAACAACAUAUUCAACAAGAAUGUGGAACAAGAAGUGGGGACCAACCCACGCCCUCAUCCUGGGCUGACGCCGGACAACAACAACACGGGCGUAUACCUGCGCAGCGCUCUCAGCACCAAAGUCAUCCCCUUCGUCUACAUCCUGGUCAUCACCAUUGGUGUCCCGUCCAACGUUGCCAUAUUGUGCACGCUGCUGAAGAAAAUCCGUAAAGUUUCCUCAAGCAUCCUGUACUCCAGCCUGGCAGUCUCCGACCUCCUCCUCCUCCUCUCCCUCGUCUUGAAGGCUCACUACCAUCUCCAUGGCAACCAGUGGAAGUUCGGGGAGAUCGCCUGUCGGGUGGUGACGGCCUGUUUCUAUGGAAACCUCUACUGCUCCGCGCAGACGCUGGCUUGCAUCAGCGUCACGCGCUACCUGGCUGUGGUGCACCCCUUUGUUUACCGGAGUAUGCCCCAGAAGCGCAUCACCGCCUUGAUCUGCUUCGCCAACUGGGCCGUGUUUGCCGCCGCCAUGGUGCCCGAGCUCCUGAUACAGCAGACGUACAAGAUUACCACUGAGGACCUUGUCACCUGCCACGACGUCUUGCCCUUGGACAUGGCCUCACACAGGUUCCUCCUCCCCUAUAACAUUGCAAUGACGGUCAUUGGCCUGCUGGCGCCCCUGGUGGCCACGGUUUGGAGCUACAACAGAAUCAUUGUGGCGCUGAACCGGUCCCAUCUGGACUGGGCCAAGUACAUCAAGGUGAGCUUCCUGGUCCUUUUCAUCUUCCUGGUGUGCUUCACCCCCGCCGGGGUCCUGCACAUGGUCCACUACGUGAAGCUGACACUGCACCACGUAGACAUCUUCUACGCCUGGUUCAACGUGGCCGUGUGUCUGUGCUGCCUGCACGCCUGCCUGGACCCCUUCCUGUUCCUGCUCAUGUCCCACUCAACCUCGCAAUACUUUGGCAUGAAAAAGAAGGCUCUAAACACAUCGGACACUGUGUGACUCCGGAACGGAGGAAAAGUUGACUUCACUUGUUACGACACAUCGUCACUCGUGUCACGUCCGAAGGCCUCACAUUGCAUCGCAAGCGGCUUGCCCCCACACUGCCCCCUACUGUCCUGGAGCAGGGAUCGCCAUUCCAAACUGAGCAUGUUGUGUGUUGGCUCUGACGUCACUCUACGCACAGCAAUUAUGACUUUAGUAUGAUAUUUGUGAUCGUUUCUUCCAGGGUUGUAUAAAUGUGUCUACAUGUAACAGGUCUGUAAAAUAUUUUUCUAUGGUUGUUAAAAUGCUCCAAUAAAAAUUUUCUAACGCCACCCUUCCUGCACUCUUCACCUCCCUCGUCGCUGCGGACGCACUUCCUGUUGGAACUGAUCAGCAAUCCAGAUGGGGUCAGGUUUUAUUCACCACGCAGGGCGCUAUGUUCCUGAGGCGCCCCCAAGGGCUGCUCCAGCACCUGCACUUUUCCCCUCUUUUUCCUGGCAUGAUAAUAUCUUGCUUUUCGUAUUAGGCCAGACUCCAACUUUCCUUUCUCCCCAUGCUUCUGUUUUCUUUUCUUUUAUUCAUUUCUUGCACCUGUUUGGGUCCCCUCUUUCUCCUUUCUUUCAUUGCUUUACACUUCCUUGUUCCUUUAUUCACCUCAUGUCUACCGCAAAGCUUUCCUUUCUUUAUCUUUUUUGCAUUUCUCUCCUGGCAGAUUUUUCCCCUAUUUCCUUUCACUUGUCUUUAGAAUUAUUUGACUUCAAGGCAUUAAUUCCAUUCUAUUUCUCCUGUCAUGUCCUUUUGUCAUGUCAUGUCUUUCUUCAUCCACCCAUCUAUUUCAUUUUUAGACAGCUCCCUUAUUUAUUCUUAUUUUCCACAUGUUCAUUUCUCUUUGAUCCCUUUGUCCUUCCUCAUUCCUCUUUGCGUCUAUAUUGUGUGAUAGAUUUUCUUCCUGUUCUUUACUCUUUUUAGCCCAUUAUUCCUUCUUUUAUCUUUUUCCCUUUGUUUCGAUGUUACAGUCUUCUUCUACUUCUUCUUCUGCCGCUUAUCCAGGGCUGGAAUGCGGGGGCAGCACCUCUCUAGGGAGGCAUCCAAAACAGAGGCCUGAGCCGCCUCAGCGGAGGUAUUUCAUUGUCUUUAUUCCUUUCAACUCUUUCGUCUUUCUUUCUCCUUUCUCCAAAUAUCCUCGCCUUCAAAUGGGCUCUAACCAUAGAUAAUAUAUGUUUAACAAAACAGACAUAAAGGUGGUUGUUUCAGAGCCAACAACACAAUAAUAAUUAUGUGUUUGCGAUGUGUGCCCUUUUAUCUGGCUUCAGCACCAGUGGAAGGGGAAAUGUUGGGGAGCGAUACGUGAUCCCCACGCGCCAGCUCAAGUACUGCGUUGAAGCUGGUGUUCUUACUUUGGAAUGUUUGGAAAUGUCCCACGCACAUCUUGCAUGGAGUUGAAAUCUUGAACUUGAAUGAACUUUUACACACUUCUGGGAGUAUGUGACGCUUGCUUGUCUGCAUUCUAACUGACUUACUAAAACAGAAGGACACUUCCUCGCAGGACUACUGGUUCCAUUUUAUUUUCGAUCUACAUGCCACCGCUUGGACAGAUGAUGCAGCGUUUCCAUGUGUCUUCCCACUGCGAUGACACACAGAUUUUUUCACCCAUUAAAAACUCUCAAGGCGAGGCUGCUGUCCUAGCAUGUCUUGAAGAUGUUCCUGUUUCCUUCUGCUGAAAAUGACUCUCUCGAAAAUCCAACCCAAGUGGCUCCACUUUAGAUAGACUUGACUGGUAACUUUUAACUCCGACUUGGCCCCCAACUACACUGUAGAACUGCUGACCCCCUACUAGCCAGCCAGAACCCUCAAAUCCUGGAUCCACGCUAGUCCCUAAGUCUGGACUUAAAUCAGGAGGAGCCAGAGCCUUUUCUGCCAGGGCUCCUCCUCUGUCUGAGCAGAUCCCAAACACAAUGUGCACCACCACCUUCAAACGCCAGCUAACAACUCACUUUUAUAGGCUUUCUUUCUUUGGUGCCAUACCCUCCUCACAUUUCCUCACGAGUACCGAGUUGCAUUCAAGAUGGCCGACCUCAUUCCUCUACACCGGAUCCUCCAUGCUCCAUGCAUUUCUCGACUGGAAACUCAGAAGCUCAAAGCAGAUGAGCUGGACCUCAAUAGCACACAAUAACUGACAUCAGAAGCCAAUAUGGGACGCUCAUUUUUAAAACACAACUUCUCUCUUGUUACAAAAGUAAAAUCCUCCAACAACAAUGACGUUGACUCGGAAUAAAUACAGCUCAGAGCACAAAGAAAAACAAUGCAAUACUAUACUGGCAACGAUAAGUUGGAGUCACUUAGCUGUAUUCCACACUUCUGUGGACAAAGGUCCAUCACUGUGGUGCAGCAGACAGGCUCAGAUUUCAGCUUGGAACAUUGAAACAUUUUCUUCCUGCGGGAUGUUUAUUACAAGCUGUAAAAUGAAAACAUCAGCCAGUCACAUGUUGUCACUCUAUUUUCUGUUCUUGCUCUACAGGGGAAUAAAACUGCCCCCAGAUCUA
Synchiropus splendidus (mandarinfish) is the source of this 3791-nucleotide messenger RNA. Its product is annotated as proteinase-activated receptor 3-like. The record is from RefSeq and is a predicted model, not a curated record. Gene Ontology annotation, cellular component: membrane. Bases 172 to 1266 code for a protein of 364 amino acids. The transcript has 2 exons. NCBI's taxonomy places the organism in Eukaryota, Metazoa, Chordata, Actinopteri, Syngnathiformes, Callionymidae. Gene Ontology annotation, biological process: phospholipase C-activating G protein-coupled receptor signaling pathway; thrombin-activated receptor signaling pathway; positive regulation of Rho protein signal transduction. Gene Ontology annotation, molecular function: thrombin-activated receptor activity.